Molecule: messenger RNA, 328 nt
Organism: Meloidogyne enterolobii
Lineage: Eukaryota; Metazoa; Nematoda; Chromadorea; Rhabditida; Meloidogynidae
Source: the annotation of a GenBank genome assembly
AUGCGUUAUCCCAAUUCUAUCGGAUGUUCAAGCUGCCUUCCACACAAUCGAAAUGCUUCCGGAAGAUCGACAAUUUUGCAAAAUUCUUUGGCUGCGCGACGUCAACAAGCCAAUCACCACGGACAACUUAGUCGUCAAACGCUACACAAAAAUGGUAUUUGGUGUGAUCUCGUCACCUUUUGUAUUAGCAGCAGUGUUAUUACACCAUUACGCCAAAUUCGACAACGAAUUAUCGAAAGAAAUGGCGAAGAAUACGUACGUCGACAACAUUCUAUUUCAAUGUUCAACGGAAGAAGAGGCCCUCGACAAGAUGAGAACGGCUAAAGAA